AUGAACAAUAGAAAUAAUCAAGAAAGAGAUGAUAGUUAUCAAAACGUAGGUCGUGGUUCACGAGGCUUCCAAAAUCGUCCCAGUGGUUCGAUACAGAUGCACUCAAAUCUCAAUCCAAAUUAUCAGAAUCCGGUGGAUUUAGUCCAUAAUUACAAUCGUAAUCGACAAUUACAAGAACCAGAAGAAAAUAUUUAUGAAAGACUGGAUAACGACGAUGAUGAUAAUACUGAGAAUAAUAGCGAGGUUGUUCAUAAUGAAUCCACGAUUCAAAAUAAUCAAAACAAUGUGGACGAUCAUACAUACGAAAGGAUAGAUGAUCGAUAUUCUUAUAGCAGUAGAAAUCAAUAUGAUCAACCAAGACAAUUUUAUCUAGAUUCAUCACGAUUGUCUAACCAAUUUUGCCAGAAUAGAUUAGGUAGACUAGGUCGUAACUGUUUCUCGACUGAAAACAUUGCUUAUGCAUCAACUGGACGAGCCAUUUAUCCGCUUGGUUACAAUUGUAUGUGUUCGUUUUGUAGACAUAUAGAUACGAGAUAUUUAUGUCAUCAUUGCCAUAACUUGCAUAACAGAUUACGUUAUCAAGAUGGAUUUGCAAGUAAUUCUAGACAUUAUAUAUAUCAAUUACCAAGAAAUUGCAGGUGCCCUUUUUGCCGUGGUGAAUAUUCUUACAUAAAACUGCCCGUUACGUCUUGUCGACCUACCGAAUCUUUAAGAAUGGAAUGCCAUUGUAAAAAUCCUAAUAAUUGUACUUGCAGAUCAAAAGUUUUAUCUAAUUCUAAUUCUGCCGCUCAAUUUAGCAAAUAUCUUGAUUGGAUAAGUAGAGGCAGCCCAUCAGUUAAUAAUCCACUUUAUGCAACAGUUCAUAUUGGUAGACCUUGUGUUUCAGCUCUUGGAAGUAAUACAAGUAAUACAGGAAAUUCAUCCAGCAGCGCAGAUCCUGGCGCUUCGACAUCGAAUAUGUCAGUACCUGCAUCCACAAUCAAUGAACCUAGCACAUCAUCAAAUAUUAGAUCAAUCUUCUCAUCGCACAAUUCUUCAACUUCACACCCUUCCGUUUGUUCUGCCAACCGUUCAACAGAACGUCAACACACGUGCGAUGAUUCUUGUAUCAGAAAUCAGAGUGGAAGCGUUACUGGUAUUUGUCAAUUUCUUGGUAGAUGUGAAAGAGCAGAAUGUAAUCAUAGUAGAUUAUCCGUGCAUUGGUGGUUCGUAAAUAGAUGGUUGCCAGCUUGGAAUCCUCAUUAUUUUGAUAGAAACAUGGACACUGUUCCUCCAAUGGAGGAAGAAUCUCGAGAACAGCAAGAAAGUGAUAGUGAUGAUACUUAA
This is a messenger RNA of Apis mellifera (honey bee), 1326 nucleotides long. Its product is annotated as GATA zinc finger domain-containing protein 14-like. The record is from RefSeq and is a predicted model, not a curated record. Bases 1 to 1326 code for a protein of 441 amino acids. Lineage: Eukaryota; Metazoa; Arthropoda; Insecta; Hymenoptera; Apidae. The transcript is spliced from 2 exons.